AUGAGGAUCGACUCUGAAAUAAUAUAUAUCGAUUAGCAAAAGCAAUAAAAGAAUCUCAAAAAAUCCAGAAUUUAGAUGAAGACUUUGAUAAGUUUUAUUAUCACUAUCAUCAGAAGAUAUAUAUAAAGAAUAUAAUAAAUAAAAAAAGAAUCAGAGUAUAAUAAAUAAAAUAUGAUCAUAACAUUUCAUUAUAGGAAUAAUUCAGAAAUCUAUUUUUAGAAAACUGAAAUUCCUAUUUUAAUAUACUGA
Messenger RNA from Paramecium pentaurelia, 249 nucleotides. The record is from the annotation of a GenBank genome assembly. Lineage: Eukaryota; Ciliophora; Oligohymenophorea; Peniculida; Parameciidae.